Eutrema salsugineum is the source of this 1787-nucleotide messenger RNA. Its product is annotated as splicing factor ESS-2 homolog. Gene Ontology annotation, cellular component: catalytic step 2 spliceosome. The record is from RefSeq and is a predicted model, not a curated record. The transcript has a single exon. NCBI's taxonomy places the organism in Eukaryota, Viridiplantae, Streptophyta, Magnoliopsida, Brassicales, Brassicaceae. The coding region runs from base 139 to 1647 and encodes 502 amino acids.
UCAUCUGCCAUCAUCGGGUUCUCCUGUCGACCCAAAAAAAACAACAAACCCUAGUGUUCCGUCCAAAUUUCCGAACAAAUUCGCCGGAUCUGAAAUUCGAAUCGCAGUUUUUGGGAACGCGUAAAUUCUGAUUUCAAGAUGUUUCUAUCGCCUGGCCACUCUCCACGACAGAUAUCUUCUCCGACGCCGUCUUCUUAUUCAGAUGAUGGUCUCCGUUCGACGCCUCGCAGCUCCUCCUCGGAGAUCACUCCUCGGAACCCCAGAAAGCGGAUGAGAGUCCUCGAUGAGGACGCGUAUGUUGAAGCUAUCGAGAAGAUCAUCGAGCGCGAUUACUUUCCGGAUAUAUCCAAGCUUAGGGACCGGCUAGAUUGGAUCCAGGCGGUGAAAACCCGUGACCCGAUUCAGAUCCGAGAUGCCCAGUUGAAGAUUAUCGAGAGGCGCGGAAAGAAGGCGGCGAAUCAUCAUCCUGGGGACACCGAGGGUAAAACUCAAACCCCUGGAUCUACUUUUCUGAGAAAUUUUACUCCUUUGGAUGAGUUUGAUGGUAAGACCCCUAGAACUCCUGGAGUCUCUGGUAGAGAGUUACCUGGCGGUGGUGCUGAUGAUGGAGACGGAGGUGUAGAUGUCGAUAUGUCCUUAGAUGAGUUCUUUAGGAGAUAUACAAGUGAGGAUAAUGAUAGCUUUUCGAAGAUUUUGGAGAAGGUGAAUAGGAAGAAGAAGGAGAAGUAUGGCUAUCUACUUGGAGGUGAAAAGGAGGAUGGUAAUCUGAUUGAGGAUGCAAAGAGAGACAGGAUUACAGAUGGGUAUGGUACAUCUUAUCAGCCACCGAGCACUUUACAAGGAUGGAAAUAUACAGCGAAGAAUCUUCUGAUGUAUCAUCCAGCUGAUCGUGGUGAGGCACCCUUAACCGAAGAGGAAAGGGCGGUGAGGCUACUUGGAUUGACAAAGGAGAUAGUUAAAGGGAACACUCGUUUUCAUGGCAAGACAAUGGAUUCUAGGCCGAGAGAAGAUGGUUCAGUCGAGAUUCUCUACACUCCAAUCGCAGGCUCUUCCCCAAUGCAUAUCUCAGGUAGGGACAGAGACAAAUCUAAGAGGUAUGAUCUGGACGAUCUAAGGAAAACUCCGAAUCCUUUCUAUGUGGAAUCAGACAAAAGGGCAGAUAACGGGUAUAGUUUUGUUAGAACGCCAUCCCCUGCACCUGGUCUUGAUGAAUCACCUUUUAUAACUUGGGGUGAGAUCGAAGGGACACCAAUGAGAUUAGAUCUUGAGGAUACACCCAUUGAUAUUGGUGGUAGUGCUGAUGGACCGCACUACAACAUUCCAUCUGCACCUCCAAGAGACGUAAGGGCACAUUCUUUAUCAAGGGAUGCCUCGCGAAAACUGAGAGAGAGAUCAAACAGUAUGUUUAAGAAACCUCCGUUGCCUUCUCCUCAUCGAAGUGGAAGUGCAAGUCCAAAUGUUAGGACACUUUCACCUGCUGCUCAGAAGUUUUUCAGACGGGCAAUAGCGAAAUCGUCCUCUACUGUUGAUGAGAGCCUCCGGGCAAGUUAUCGAGGAGCGAGCCCUGGUGCUGUGACUCCUAAGAGUGUAAGAAGUGUAUCCCGAUUUGGCAAAGAUAGGAGUACCGCGGAUUCAAGGUCGCCUUGAGUUAGUGCAGAUGGUUAAGGAUGUGGAGGUUCUUUAAAAAAGUUAUGAGUCUUUGAGGCUAUGUUCUGUGUAAUGAUUAAAAAUGUAAAGAAAACCCCAUUAUCUACUUAUGUUUUUAGUUGAAGAAUAUGUUAUAUUUU